AUGGUACGUUUAAAUGAAGAUCUCAUAUUUAACGGUUUCUCAAGGAUUAACCCUUGUCGUCAGAGGGAACUUCAGCUUCGUCGAAUGACAAUAACAGAAUUAGCUGAUUUGGGAUGUACAAAAGAUGCCUACGAUUGUAUUGAUUUUUCAAUUAACAGUAUUGUAAAACUUGAAAACUUUCCAAGAUUAAAUAAUCUAAAGACUCUCAUUUUGCAUGAUAACAGGGUUAAGUAUAUAGCAGAUGACAUUGGAGAAAAACUUCCAAAUUUGGAGGUUUUAAUGUUGACAAAUAAUUUAUUAGCUGAAUUAGGAGAUAUAAACCCUUUAGCUAAAUGUAAGAAACUACGUGUUUUACAUUUAAUGGGAAAUCCAUGUUCAUACAAAAAAAAUUAUAAAUUGUAUCUUAUCUAUAAAAUUAGAUCACUUAGGGUGUUAGAUUGUAAAAUUAUUCGCCAAAAAGAUAGAGUUGAAGCAGAUAAAUUAUUUAAAGGAAAGAAAAACUUAGUUAAUAUAAAAGAAUUUGUUCAAUAUAGUAGUGCUGUUCAAAAUAUGGAAGAAAAGAUAAAUAUUGAUGUUCAAUUACAACGUUUCCCUAAAGAAGUAGAGGAACAAUUGCGUCUAUCCCUCAAAAAUGCUAAAACUCUAGCUGAGUUGGAGGCCAUCGAGAAGUCAUUGACGUUAUAA
This is a messenger RNA of Strongyloides ratti, 684 nucleotides long. RefSeq names its product U2 small nuclear ribonucleoprotein A'. Bases 1 to 684 code for a protein of 227 amino acids. Lineage: Eukaryota; Metazoa; Nematoda; Chromadorea; Rhabditida; Strongyloididae. Gene Ontology annotation, biological process: mRNA splicing, via spliceosome. The record is from RefSeq and is a predicted model, not a curated record. Gene Ontology annotation, molecular function: protein binding; U2 snRNA binding. The transcript has a single exon.